Molecule: messenger RNA, 327 nt
Organism: Ilex paraguariensis (yerba mate)
Lineage: Eukaryota; Viridiplantae; Streptophyta; Magnoliopsida; Aquifoliales; Aquifoliaceae
Source: the annotation of a GenBank genome assembly
AUGUUGGCUGUCAGUGCUUGGGUUGAUGUUGGCUGUCGAUUUGGCCAGGGCAGUCGGUGUAGGUGGUCUGGGUUGUUUGGUUUGAUGGAAGAUACUGGUCAGUUAUGCUGGUUUAUUGGUUUGUGGUUUAUGUUCGCUGGGAGUUUGGUAUGCUGGUUGGUGAUUGUGGCUAUGGGUUUGUGGAUUCUGGUCAGUGAUUGUGGUUGUCGGUGCUUUCUGGUGGAGAGGUGGCUGUUAAUCACCAGUGAGGAUGAUGGAGAAGAUCUGCAAUCAAGAUCUGAAGGUCUCACCGUUCGAUGUAGGUCAAAGUUCGUGACCGUGCGAUGA